AUGCUUUUCGGACGAUCAUCUGAACCAGCUGUACCGGCUACGCCUGCAGCUCCUAGCUUUGAAGAUCAAUUACCUACUUUAAGAGAAUUUCUUCGUGAAUACAAUCGUAUUGCUGAAGUAUGUUUCAAUGAUUGUAUCAAUGAUUUUACAGGUCGAACAACAACAGGAUCUGAAAAUUCAUGUGUUAAUAUUUGUUUGGAAAAAUUUCUUAAAGUAACACAACGAAUAUCGCAACGUUUUCAAGAACAACAAAUGUUAACGAAUGAAAAUCAAGUUGUUGCCGGCAAGGCAAAAGGUCUUUUUCAAUAA
Adineta steineri is the source of this 309-nucleotide messenger RNA. The record is from the annotation of a GenBank genome assembly. NCBI's taxonomy places the organism in Eukaryota, Metazoa, Rotifera, Eurotatoria, Adinetida, Adinetidae.